UAUUGUGGCAACACUCUUUCUUUAGCCUUCCUACAUGAUGAGCAGGUGAGGCUGUAUCAACGAAGCUGUGAUCUGUUGGAUUUAGCUGAAAGCUUAUUUCAGAAUUUAGGUACUAUAGUACGGAACGUGUCAGGUGUAUUAAGUGUGGUCAUGCAUGAAGCCCGAAAACUUGUCAAAGCUGAACGCUGCUCCUUAUUCCUAGUGGACAAGAAACAAGGCACUCUUAAUGCACAAGUUUUUGAUGGAGCG
Molecule: messenger RNA, 249 nt
Organism: Gryllus bimaculatus (two-spotted cricket)
Lineage: Eukaryota; Metazoa; Arthropoda; Insecta; Orthoptera; Gryllidae
Source: the annotation of a GenBank genome assembly